Molecule: messenger RNA, 1296 nt
Organism: Ordospora colligata OC4
Lineage: Eukaryota; Fungi; Microsporidia; Ordosporidae
Product: subunit A of RAB protein geranylgeranyltransferase
Exons: 1
Coding region: 1-1296 (431 amino acids)
Biological process (GO): small GTPase-mediated signal transduction; vesicle-mediated transport; protein transport
Cellular component (GO): cytoplasm
Molecular function (GO): Rab GDP-dissociation inhibitor activity
Source: RefSeq, a predicted model, not a curated record
AUGGCUGAUGAUGUGCAGUAUGACUUUGCUAUUCUCGGGACUGGGCUUGUUGAAUGUGCAAUGGGAUGCAUUCUUGCAGAGAACAACAAGAAGGUGAUUCUUAUCGAUAGGAAUGCAAUUUAUGGAGCUGACUAUGCGACGUUGAGAUACAGGGAGCUUGUGUCGCACUUUGGAGGCGAUGAGGUUAUUCCAGAGCUGAAGGUGUAUGACAAUGAGUUUUGUGUAGAUCUUACGCCAAAGCUGUUUCUGGCAGGCAGUAAAAUGCUGAGGAUGCUUGUUGAUCAUGGGAUUGAUGAAUAUCUGGAGUUCUGCAGGAUUACAGGAUCAUUUUUGUGGAAGGGGAAGCUGUAUUCAGUCCCCACGAGUGAGACACAGUCGAUGACUACUGGAAUGAUAGGGAUAUGGCAGAAGCCAAAGGUAAUGAGGUUUUUCUGGAAUGUCAGGGAGUAUGCAAAGGCAGCAAUGAAGGGAGCAGGAUACAAAUUCAAGGCGACAAUGAGGGAAGAGUUCAAGGAGUAUGGAUUGAAUGAGGAAUCCAUGGAGCUGAUUGGACAUGGGAUAGCACUUAAUUUGGAUGACUCGUAUCUUGAUAGAAGCCCAAAGGAGACGUUUGAUAAGAUACUAACAUAUAUCAAGUCUAUAGUGUGUUAUGAAAAUGCAAUGGAAUCUCCUUAUCUGUAUCCAAGAUAUGGGCUUUCUGAGAUUGCACAAGGGUUUGCAAGAAGCUGCUGCAUGAAGGGAGGGGAAAUUAUGAUUAAUGCGGAGGUGCUGAGUGUGGAUGAAGGCAGUGGAGAAAUAGUUGUGCGUGAGCCUGUUAAUAAGGAGAUGCUGAGGAUUAGGGCAAAGAAGAUUAUUUCUGAUCAGUCAUACUUCGCAAGAAGUACGGUUGAGUAUGAGAUUAUUCGGGCGAUAUGCAUAAUCCGAGGGGAGCCUUGUGAAGUGACGAGAGGAACGUCUUCAUCCCAGAUAAUUUUUCUGAAGGGAGAGAUGAGGAGGAUGAACGAUAUUUUUGUGGUGAUUCUUGGGAGUGAUGAAAAGGCCACGCCCGAUGGAUACAAGGUUGCGAUAAUCAGCACAGUGAAGGAGACGAAUGAUCCUGCGAGGGAGAUUAAGAUGGUUGUUGGUAAGUUAGGUGAUGUUGUUAAGACAUUUGUGGAGGUGAAGCCGGUAUAUAAGACGGAGGACACUGAAAAUGUGAUAUUUACAAAGGGAGUGAAUGAAUCGCCACAUUUUGAAGAUGUGUAUGAUGAAAUUGAGGAGAUAUGCAGGAAGCUGAAUAUCAGCAGUGCAAGAUGA